Messenger RNA from Protobothrops mucrosquamatus (brown spotted pit viper), 1705 nucleotides. RefSeq names its product WD repeat domain 37 (gene WDR37). NCBI's taxonomy places the organism in Eukaryota, Metazoa, Chordata, Lepidosauria, Squamata, Viperidae. The coding region runs from base 54 to 1541 and encodes 495 amino acids. The transcript has 13 exons. The record is from RefSeq and is a predicted model, not a curated record. Gene Ontology annotation, cellular component: preribosome, large subunit precursor. Gene Ontology annotation, molecular function: protein binding.
UACUUGGCUUUAGUUUAUCUUUGCAGUUAUUGGAAAGUGAUUGUUUUGAAGUAAUGCCCACAGAAAGUGGAAGCUGUGCCCCUGCUCGCCAAGCCAAGCAGAAACGAAAAUCCCACAGUCUUUCUAUACGAAGAACCAACAGUUCUGAACAAGAGAGGUCAGGAUUGCAGAGGGAGAUGCUGGAAGGCCAGGAUUCAAAGCUACCCUCAUCCAUUAGAAGUACACUUCUGGAACUUUUUGGUCAAAUAGAAAGAGAAUUUGAGAAUCUCUACAUUGAGAAUCUUGAAUUACGCAGAGAGAUUGAUACACUUAAUGAACGCUUAGCAGCUGAAGGCCAAGCCAUUGAUGGAGCAGAAUUGAGCAAGGGGCAGCUGAAAACAAAAGCCAGCCAUAGUACCAGUCAGCUGUCUCAGAAAUUAAAGACUACUUACAAGGCAUCAACUAGCAAGAUAGUCUCCAGUUUCAAAACAACAACAUCCAGAGCAAUAUGUCAGCUAGUGAAAGAGUAUAUUGGUCAUCGAGAUGGCAUUUGGGAUGUCAGUGUCACAAAAACUCAACCUGUGGUGCUGGGGACAGCAUCAGCUGAUCAUACUGCUUUGCUCUGGAGCAUAGAGACAGGAAAGUGUCUUGUCAAAUAUGUUGGACAUGCUGGAUCAGUAAAUUCCAUAAAGUUUCAUCCAACAGAACAGGUGUCUCUUACAGCUUCAGGAGAUCAGACAGCUCAUAUUUGGAGAUAUAUAGUGCAAUUGCCCACCCCUCAACCUACCACAGACUGCAAUCAAAUGUCCGGUGAAGAUGAAGUUGAGUUCUCUGAUAAAGAUGAACCAGACGGAGAUGGAGAUGGCUCCAGUGAUUGUCCCACCAUCCGAGUUCCUUUGACUUCCCUAAAAAGCCAUCAGGGUGUUGUCAUAGCAGCUGAUUGGCUGGUUGGAGGGAAGCAAGCAGUGACCGCUUCAUGGGACAGGACAGCCAACUUGUAUGAUGUAGAGACAUCUGAACUUGUGCACUCUCUGACAGGACAUGACCAAGAACUUACACACUGUUGCACCCACCCCACCCAGCGCCUUGUGGUAACUUCAUCGCGUGAUACAACCUUCCGUUUGUGGGAUUUCAGAGACCCUUCUAUUCACUCUGUGAAUGUCUUUCAGGGCCAUACAGACACCGUGACUUCAGCUGUUUUCACUGUGGGGGACAAUGUAGUUUCAGGUAGUGAUGAUCGUACUGUGAAAGUUUGGGACUUAAAAAAUAUGAGAUCACCCAUUGCCACUAUUCGCACAGACUCUGCAGUAAACAGGAUUAAUGUUUGUGUCGGUCAAAAAAUCAUUGCCCUUCCACAUGACAACCGACAGGUUAGAUUAUUUGACAUGUCUGGAGUGCGAUUAGCACGUCUUCCUCGUAGCAACAGACAGGGUCACAGAAGGAUGGUUUGCUGCUCAGCAUGGAGCGAAGAUCAUCCAAUAUGCAACCUCUUCACUUGUGGAUUUGAUCGCCAGGCUAUUGGAUGGAACAUCAACAUCCCUGCUUUGCUUCAGGAAAAAUGAGAAGCUCUCCUCAUGUUUUCCCGGUUUUAUUGCCACAAACUUAGUGCAGACUUUCCUGUAAGCUGCAGUCAGUAUAAAAGGCACACUUUGCAAAGGGCGGUGGGUGGAAUUGCAAAUAUUGUUACUGCAUUGUGCACAGUUGCAUGAAAUGUACAGAAAAAAAU